Rhopalosiphum padi (bird cherry-oat aphid) is the source of this 1431-nucleotide messenger RNA. RefSeq lists its product as uncharacterized. The record is from RefSeq and is a predicted model, not a curated record. The transcript has 8 exons. NCBI's taxonomy places the organism in Eukaryota, Metazoa, Arthropoda, Insecta, Hemiptera, Aphididae. Bases 237 to 1424 code for a protein of 395 amino acids. Gene Ontology annotation, molecular function: DNA-binding transcription factor activity, RNA polymerase II-specific; protein dimerization activity; histone deacetylase binding. Gene Ontology annotation, biological process: positive regulation of transcription by RNA polymerase II; cell differentiation.
GAAAUUAGAAAUAGUUUUCUAUAGAACGUGAGAUAACCUUACAUACUUACAAUAAAAUAAAACACGCACCACGGAUUGUAUUUUUAAUUUUUACAAACCUAGUUCUAAUUUUAAACGUUUCAAGAAACUAUUUUAAUAUUUUCGUAGUUCUUACAGGUAAUUCGCAAUUUGAGGGUCGCUCCAUUGGCGGAACCCUGAAGAUAAAUUAAAAUUAACAAUUGUCGUAACCGUGCAUCAUGGGACGCAAGAAAAUAAAUAUAUCGAAAAUCACAGACGAACGAAACCGCCAUGUGACGUUUAACAAACGUAAAUUUGGUGUUAUGAAGAAAGCCUAUGAGUUAAGUGUAUUAUGUGAUUGUGAAGUAGCAAUCAUUAUUUUCAACAAGUCCAACAAGUUGUACCAGUACGCUAGUACAGACAUGGACCAAGUAUUACUCAAAUAUACUGAAUAUAGUGAACCACACGAAUCAUUAACAAACACCAAUAUUAUUGCUCAAUUAAACAGGAGAGAAGGUCCUAGAAGUUCUAAAUCUGUUGAUUCAUGUGUCAUUGAUGAGCCUAAUACUAUAACUCAACCCAAACAAUUUAAAGUAAUGUCCACUCCUAGAAUUAAACUUAAACACAAUGAUAUUUCUGAUGAAGAAUUCAGAAUUCUUAUGACACAUGGAAGGAGAAUAAUGGAUGAUGAGUAUGACGAAGAUGAUGAUGAUGAAGAUAGUAAUGGUCUUGAAUGUGAAUUUAUUCCUGGCAUUCCUGAAAACGAACUUCCAGAAGCCAUAAGAAAAAUGCGAGAAAAUAACUCUAAUGGAAAUGCUAAACGAGUUACUUCCAGUGACUCAGAUAUGAGUGAUGACGAGUUAAAAAUCGACAGUGGUGCUGAAAAUGAUUUUGAAGAAAUAGAUGACAGUUUACACAGUAAUAUAGAAAAAUAUAUUUCUCCAACUACCUCACGACAAAAAACUUUGCCAAUUAACCUAACAACUGAUGAUGGAAUCAAAGUUGAAAAAACAGAUAAUGACGUUGAUAUUGAAUUAAUUGAAGAUGAUAGCAAUCAUGAAGAAGUGAAAUAUAUUAAAAACCCACAAUUGACAUCAAAUGUUCCAAAACCACCAUUAAUACCAAAUACUCACUCAAGUUUGGACGUAAUUCAAAAUAAAUCUCCCAAAAUUCAACCUGAAAAAAAUACGAGGUACCGUCCUUAUAAUAUUCUACAAACCUCUAAGAAAAUGGUCAAAAUACCACCACAAAAAUCUUUGGAAAUUCAAAGUAGUGUAUCGCAAAAUGGACAGUCCCCAAAGCAGGAACGAAGAGUUUAUGCAGGAUUUAAACAACGUAUACAGGUCAAAAAAGAUUUGUUAAUGACUCCCGAUAAUAAAAUCGAUAAUACACAAAUGUCACAAAGUAGUAAUACAAAUGAUUCUUAGAAUUACA